This is a messenger RNA of Calliphora vicina (urban bluebottle blowfly), 2483 nucleotides long. RefSeq lists its product as uncharacterized. The coding region runs from base 262 to 2322 and encodes 686 amino acids. Gene Ontology annotation, molecular function: ubiquitin binding; molecular adaptor activity; kinase binding. Gene Ontology annotation, biological process: negative regulation of organ growth; regulation of DNA-templated transcription; regulation of hippo signaling. The transcript has 10 exons. NCBI's taxonomy places the organism in Eukaryota, Metazoa, Arthropoda, Insecta, Diptera, Calliphoridae. Gene Ontology annotation, cellular component: cytoplasm. The record is from RefSeq and is a predicted model, not a curated record.
CUUAUGACGUUGAACAACUUGCGGCGGAAGGCGGUUAUAAUUGUACGUUUUGUUAUUUAGUACUGAGAAACAUUGGAGGGGUUGGUGGUGGUAAAGGUGGUUGUUGUCCAAAGGAAACAACAGUAAAUUUAAGCAAAUCCAAACUAGAAAAAACAAAUAAACCACAAUUUAACUCCUCAAAUAUUAAGAACAUUUUUAUACAAAUUAAACAUUUAAUUAGUGCGAGUGUGUGUUUUUUGUGUAUAAUUGUACAAUUCCAUAAUGGCCGAUUCCGGUGGCAGGCAAUAUCAAAAAUUACCUCCCGGAUGGGAUUGCAAAUAUGACCAGACGACCGGAAAUUGCUACUACAUAAACUACAUUACCAAGGCGAUGCAACUCGAGGAUCCACGUUCACGUUAUCGUCCUUUGCAAAAUGAAAGAUGCUCAAAUGAAUCUAUAGCCAUGCAUUCUUUUCAUGGCCCAGGCGGUUCGCCAUAUCAUGUCUAUCCAACUAAUAAUAUGCCAGCAAUACGGGCCUUCCAAACACCAAAUUCUAGUCUUCAUCACAUGUCUACCAGUCCACUUUUGACAUCUUCCAGAACACAAUUGAUCAAUGAUAUGUCUCCAAUACCCGCACCUAAAUCUCAAUAUGCUCAAGCUCCACGCACAGUCAAUAUGUCCAGGCGUUCAACAAUACAGGAAACUUCGUUUACAAAUCAAAUUGAUACAGAUGCGGUGGUAAAUAAAAUACAAAAUAUGUUUCCAACUGCAAGUGAAAAUCACAUACGACUACUUUUGAAGAAGUAUUAUAAUCGCGAAGCAGUUGUCAUCAGUGCUUUACAAGUUGAAAAACAUCCGGUCACCAUGCCAGGACCUUACGUCACACCACCAGCUCAACGACAUUUGUUCCAUAGCAACUCGGCCAUUCAUAUGACACCACCAGCACGUCGUUUUGAUACUGGUGCCCACUUACGUGGCCUCGAAUACACGUGCUAUUCGCGUACAGCCAGUCCGGUACCAUCUGGGCGUCUUGGUAGUGUCAUUAGUAUAAAUAGCGGUGGUCACGGUAUUAUGGGUCAUAUGGCCGUACCGCCAUAUCAGCCCUCGCCACGUUUUGGUGAUCAAAUGCGCAGCUCACCUAAACCGCAUUCGUCACCAAAAAUGAAACUGAGAUAUAUGAAAACCAUAUUCCCAAAAGCCGAUGAAACUUUAUUGCUGGAUGUUUUAGCCAAUGCUGAUAAUAAUGUACAAAAGGCUUCCGAGAAAUUGAUCUCAUUAGGUUAUAUAAAGAAAGAUUUUGCUCCGCCACCAAAACUCAUCAAUCGGCCACAAUACGAUUUGGCUGAAUAUGCCAAGCAGGUUACAGAGGAUGAGAUUAAAAUUAUACCAUUACGUCCCAAGGAGUAUACAGAAGAAGAAAAAGAGGCCAUUAAACGCCAUCUCAAGGAGAAAUAUCCCCAAAUAGUUGAUCAUAUAUUGAUCAUGGCUUUGGAGUCGGUAAACUACGCUGAAGAUCGUGCCAUGCAAAUUUUGCAAAUAGUAAAAGAUGAGGAAGAUCAGCAAAAACAAAAGACACAACAGUCUAAGCAAACAUUAUCAACAACAUUAGAAUGCAAACAUCAUGAAGAACUAGAUGGUAUUGGCAAUAUGACUGGUCAUGUAACCAGCAGACCUAUAACCUCAAUAUUAAAAACAACUGAAGCCACUUUACGCAAAGAAAUUACAAUCAACGAAAUCCCGGAAAUUUUUGAAGAUAAAAUGGAUACAACGAAUUAUCACACGAAUAAUUAUGAUACAAUAACGCCAUCUAUACGCUCAACUUUAAAACUGUCAGCGGUUACCAUGUCCACAAAAAGUAUUUUAGAUCGUUAUCGGUCGAAUAAUAAAAUAAGCGCUAAUGAUUUUAUACGUGGAACUUACCCUGUAACAACUGUAAUUUGGGAUAAAUUAUCCCCUCAUUCUCGAGAUAAAUCUGAUUCGUUAAAGCACUCCCAUCGAGACCACACCGAUGCAACUACAGACAAGCUAUGUAAGGAUUUUAAAUCUUUAAUGGGUCGCAUACAAACAAAUGGUCCCAAUGACAGUUUAGCAAAAGGACCUAAUGAAGGUUUAUUGUUAGCCGAUUAUGUUACUUGGAAUGGUGCAAAUCCCGAUUUCUGUCAAGGCCAACGAAAUCUUGCCAAUGGCCCCGAUUCAUCAAUGCUUAGCGAACGUGCUUAUAAAUCCUACGGCCAUAAUUCCGAUUUGUGUAAGGGACCUCAAUUGAGCUUGGCCAAGGGCAGUAUUUAUGCACAACAAAAUUCUGCUAACGCCAAUAAAUCCCUUGAUAUUAAAUGCAAUUAGAGAGCAAAUUGCAAUAUAAACGAAUUUAAUAUGUAUUUGUUUUUCCAAAAAAAUUAAAAAAAAUUAAGAAUUUGUGCCAAAAAUAUCAAUACUUUAUGCUUCUUAUUUAUAAAAUCCGUCUUAUUAUUAAAUAAAAUAUAAAAUAUUUAAAUAUAUAGAAA